This is a messenger RNA of Cylindrotheca closterium, 867 nucleotides long. The record is from the annotation of a GenBank genome assembly. NCBI's taxonomy places the organism in Eukaryota, Bacillariophyta, Bacillariophyceae, Bacillariales, Bacillariaceae.
AUGUCAUCUCCUAGCGCCGAGGUUCGAAAUGUAGCCGCAGCAAUCACAGUCGACCCUAAACCUUCACCGAGGAAUCAGCGGCGACACAGCAAUCCUCUGUCCCCCAGAGGAAAGAACUUGGUGUCACCAUUGAAAUCCCCUGGGGCAGCUUUUCGUAACUCACGCAAGUCCCUUGGCGCUUCGCCAAAUGCAGGAGAUAAUACGAAAACGCAUAUGCCUAUUCCAAGUCCUCCAAUCAGUGGUGGUUCUUUCCGUCCCAUGUCCCCUCGGCCAUUCCUGGAAACCCAUAAAGUUGCGGAACAAACGGCGCAACAGGAACGACAACGAAUGAAGGAUAUGGAAAAGGAGGAAUUGAAAAUGACGGCAGAUGAACUGCGAUUCAUUCUCAAGCAAGAGCGUCGUCGCAUGUUGGAUUUUGCCGUGGACUUGGCCAAACUUAGAUCGACUGCGGCACAGGUUCAGGCGGAAUCCGAAAUGCACGAAGAACGAGCUGUCAACGGAUUGAUGCGGAAAUUGGAUACCUUAAAAGGAGAAAAGAGUCGCCUAAUGGUGGAACUCGACCGUGAAGAAGAGUUGGUGGGCAACACCUUGCAAAAGAAACUGGACAAGGUUCGAAAAGAAAAGGCAAAUCUACAAAAGACAAUUGACAGUGAGAAAGCUGAACAGGAUCAGUUGGAAAAGAAGGCAGCAGAAAUCAACAAAGGAGUGGAGGAAGCUCCAAAAUCCGAAACAACGACCAGUGCCAACCUUAAUAAUGCUCACCUUGUUUCUUUGACCGAAGAUCAAGAGAAAGAAGGCGAAGACGAUCCGAAUUGGUAUAUUGAAAAUCUUCCCAAUCCAGUGCUUGAUACUGGCUGCGACACAUAG